Fusarium redolens is the source of this 1421-nucleotide messenger RNA. RefSeq names its product S-adenosyl-L-methionine-dependent methyltransferase. NCBI's taxonomy places the organism in Eukaryota, Fungi, Ascomycota, Sordariomycetes, Hypocreales, Nectriaceae. The coding region runs from base 255 to 1379 and encodes 374 amino acids. Gene Ontology annotation, molecular function: methyltransferase activity. The record is from RefSeq and is a predicted model, not a curated record. The transcript has 9 exons.
AUUCGUUUCGCCAAAAGUCAAGGAUUAUAUGCGAACUGGCUUUUUCUCAUAAUUCCAAUUCGUCAAACUCCAAACUCUCCCCCGCUAUGGAGCCGGGAUAUAUGAUAUAUCUCAUCAUUGUCAUAUCAUAACGUGGCCGUCGCUUCUCAAGUCUCUGGCCCUUUUAACUUCUUCGUCUCUCUUGCAAAAAUUGCGCGAUAUUCCUUUUCUUGAGAUAAACCGCCACUAAAGCGCUUUGACUUCUGUUUCGUAUAAUGUCAACGCCACCUGCAACUACGACGAGCCCCAAGAGCUCCAAGAGCCCUACCAAAAGCCCUGCCAAAAGUCCCUCAAAAAGUCCCUCUCGAACUCCCGAGCCGAAUGUUGGAAAUAAUGGCGUUCUUUCAGCCGCACACUGGCAGCAACUCGCUGAGGAAGAGGACUUGAACGAAGACGAUGGAAACUCACUCAGCGACGGAAGCCUCUCGGCCUCUACAGACUCAAUGACUUCAAGUAUCUUUGAGUAUCGCAAGCUUCAUGGACGUACAUACCAUCGCGAAAUUGGAAAUGCUCAGUAUUGGGCUUCGAACGAUGAGCGACAGAGUGAAACACUGGAUAUGAACCAUCAUUGUCUAACUCUAGGUCUUGGCGGAAAACUUUAUCUUGCUCCGAUUGAUAAGGACAAGAUUACAAAAGCAAUCGACAUUGGAACUGGCACUGGAAUCUGGGCUUUGGACUUUGCAGAUGAACACCCCAAUGUGGAGGUUAUUGGCACCGAUAUAUCGCCAAUUCAACCCGCUUGGGUUUCUCCCAAUCUCAAAUUUGAAAUCGAAGAUUGUACUCAAGAAUGGACAUUUGCUCCCAACUCAGCAGAUUACGUCCAUCUCCGCUGGUUGGCCGGAAGUAUCCAUGAUUGGUACCAGUUCUUCAGAGAGGCCUACAAGACCUGCAAGCCAGGUGGUUGGGUCGAAAGCUUUGAACCAUCAGCUAUUAUCACCAGCGAUGACGAUACCGUAAAGGAGACUUCUGCUUUAGGCCAGUGGGGCAAGCUAUUCAUUGAAGGUGCCAAGAAAUUCGGCAUGAGCUUUAGUGUAUACGAAGAAGAGCUACAGAGGAAAGCCAUGGAGGCAGCAGGAUUUAUUGACAUUCAGCAAUACGAGUACAAGGCUCCUCUCGGUGACUGGCCCAAGGACCCGGAGUUGAAGGAACUGGGAGAGUUUGGUCGUCAUGUUUUCCUCUCGGAUACUGAAGGCCUUGUGCUUUUUGUGGCUAAUACCAUGGGCUGGUCGGAGGCAGAGAUUCAUGUUUACAUUGCGCAUGCUCGAAGGGAGAUUAACUCGGGCAAGCAUCAUGCUUACUUUAAGCAACGGGUUGUCUGGGGACGGAAGCCAGAGGAAUGAGUCUAUGUGGAAGGGUCAGAAAUCAAUCGAUCUGAUGCAACG